AUGGAGGUGAUAAAAUAUUUUAAGUACGUUCUUCUGGUGACGAUCGCGAUCACAUUUCCGGUAUUGGCUUGCUUCUUCCUGGUCUUCCGCGGGCUGCUGCAUUUUUAUCUCAAGUUAAAGCACGGCGAAGACUUUUACGGAUUAAUGGACGGAUAUGACACGGUGUGGGAAGUGCACGAGACGUCACGAGGGCAAAUAACUAUUCUGGGGACGUUCGAUUUUGACGAGGAGAAAAAUGGCGACGUGUAUGACGCCUUCGUACGGCAGAUCCACCAACCGGAACUGCGUCGUUCAUGUCGUAAGGCGGCAAUGCGCCGCCGCCACCUACUCGGAUACAAUUACUACAUCGAAAUGGAUCCCUACGACGGGCUGGUGCAGAAAAUGCCACCGUACGAGGAUGAAGAAGACGUCAGACGCAUGCUGAGCGCGUGCAGCAAUCAACCGAUCGGUCCGCAAGACGAUAAGAUGCUCGAGUUUCUCGUCGGCACCAAGCCGAUCCGCUUCGCGCAAAACGGAAGGUUCGAAUAUCCGAUUAUAAUGAAGAUGCAUCACAGCCUCGGUGAUGGAAUCGCGCUGAUGAACUUCUGCAUCACAGGUCUCGGUCGCGAUCCGGCCGCUUUUCUCAAGAAAACCGAAGAGGAUUUCCGCAAGAUGUUUAAAAUUAAAAAGAACGAUCAGGGCAAUGACGCCGCACGCCCGGAAGACGCAGCAAAUGAAGCGGAUGCAAAUGCGGAAGAAGCCAGCACAACGCCAAAGAAGGGCACAAUGCAAUUAGGCAAAUUGUUACGUAAAGUAAUGACUAGCAAGUUUUACCAUCCACUCUUCGGCAAACCCGAUGCGAAUUUACUGCACGGUAAAACGCUCACGGGCAGGAAGAAUUUGGUAUGGAGUCGCGAUAUGGGCAGAGAUUACGUGCGCGCGGUGAAAAAUAUUAAAAGCCGCUUUGAUGGCGUCAGCUUCAACAAUGUCCUAUUUGCGGCGCUCGCGGCCAGCUUCAGCGAAUACUAUCAGAAACACGAUCCAGAUAAUGUGCCCGAUUACAUCGUCAACGGCAUAGUCCUGUUGCCUUUUAUUCCCAAGUUUGAGGACAUGGUCACGAUCGUUGAUGGAAAAGUAGAAGCGCUGGAUUUGUCGAAUAAGUUUGUUGUUGCUUUCUUGAAACUUCCAUUGAUUUCCAACGGUUCUGUGGAGGCAAACCUACUUGAUUUAGUUGAUCGUGUUAAAAGAGAGAUUAUCAGUUUAUCACAGAGUCUUGAUAUUGCUCUCACAAUAUUCUUUAUGAAAUAUUUCGCUUACAUAAUGCCGUUGCCACUGGUGAAAUUUAUUAUGAGUUAUUUCGAUUCCACAAUCUCUGCGAGUAAUUUACCGGGACAUGGACGUUUGGAAAUGUUUCAUGGCGGACAUAUUAAUGAUUUAUACUUUUGGAUUCCUAACAUUAAAAAAAUAGGAAUUGGCAUUUCUAUGUUCACAUAUGACAAUCGAUUGCGAAUUGGUCUGAUCGCCGACGAAGCACUGAUUCCGGAAGUCGACAACGUGCAGGAACUCGUCGACAACGUGUUCAAGUAUCUGGACGUGAUGGACAAGCUCAGUCAGACACUCGUCAACAACAACAACGAGUGCACCAUCCCAAACAAUAAUAUAAACCUCGACGGAUUGGUUUGUAGCGAAAAAAUGCAAAAAAUUCAAAUUAAUUCGUAG
Molecule: messenger RNA, 1698 nt
Organism: Dalotia coriaria
Lineage: Eukaryota; Metazoa; Arthropoda; Insecta; Coleoptera; Staphylinidae
Exons: 4
Coding region: 1-1698 (565 amino acids)
Biological process (GO): triglyceride biosynthetic process
Cellular component (GO): plasma membrane
Source: RefSeq, a predicted model, not a curated record